AUGGCCACCAAGGGCAAAGAGACGGUAUCGGGCCCCAAGGAUGCGACCCCCACCAACCCUCGUGGUAUCCCCUACGCCCCGUUCGUCGACAAGGUGGAAGACUAUGUCGCUUCUAGGGAGGAUGUCGAGCCCACUCUGAGGAGUUUCCAAGAAAUGAUUUCGAAAUACCAAUUCAUGGAGGCCAACCUUGGACGACGGUUGACGGGCCUUAACGACAAGAUUCCCGAUAUUCGAAAGACGUUGGAGACGGUCCAGUUCCUCAGGGCUAGAAAGGACGAACCUGAUCCUAUCGAGACAACAUUUGAGCUCAACGAUACACUCUAUUCGAGAGCAGAGAUUCCCCCGACCGACGAGGUUCACAUCUGGCUUGGCGCCAACGUUAUGCUGUCGUACCCUAUCGGAGAGGCUGAAGAACUCCUCCAAUCUAAACUCGAUACGGCCAAGGAGAGCCUCGAGAACUGCGAGGAGGAUCUAGACUUUUUGCGCGAGCAGAUUACUACCAUGGAAGUGGCCAUUGCUCGUGUCUACAACUGGGAGGUUGUCCAGAAGCGCAAAGACAAGGCUGACGAGCCAGAGGAGGACAAGUCAAAAACUAAGGAGAGCGAGGGAUCUCCUAAUGACUGA
This is a messenger RNA of Geosmithia morbida, 624 nucleotides long. Its product is annotated as Prefoldin subunit. Gene Ontology annotation, cellular component: cytoplasm; prefoldin complex. Gene Ontology annotation, molecular function: tubulin binding. The record is from RefSeq and is a predicted model, not a curated record. The transcript is spliced from 6 exons. The coding region runs from base 1 to 624 and encodes 207 amino acids. Gene Ontology annotation, biological process: tubulin complex assembly; microtubule-based process; protein folding. NCBI's taxonomy places the organism in Eukaryota, Fungi, Ascomycota, Sordariomycetes, Hypocreales, Bionectriaceae.